Molecule: messenger RNA, 1573 nt
Organism: Pipistrellus kuhlii (Kuhl's pipistrelle)
Lineage: Eukaryota; Metazoa; Chordata; Mammalia; Chiroptera; Vespertilionidae
Gene: RNF13
Product: ring finger protein 13
Exons: 10
Coding region: 164-1306 (380 amino acids)
Biological process (GO): positive regulation of DNA-templated transcription; protein ubiquitination; ubiquitin-dependent protein catabolic process
Cellular component (GO): nucleoplasm; cytoplasm
Molecular function (GO): ubiquitin protein ligase activity
Source: RefSeq, a predicted model, not a curated record
GCGGGACUUCCGCCUCGCCGCCUGCCGUCGUCCCCGCCGCCACUCCGGGGUCUGGGCUGGUGCGGAUCCUCAGUCAUGGGAUCAGGUUAGCACUUCUCCCGGAGCCGCGGCCUGCCAGCCUAUCUGUGUGGUGGGGCCAGCUUCCAGGUGAUUUGACAGCGAGAUGCUGCUCUCCAUUGGGAUGCUCAUGCUGUCGGCCACACAAAUUUAUACCAUCUUGACUGUGCAGUUGUUUGCAUUUUUAAACCUACUGCCUGUAGAAGCAGAUAUUUUAGCAUAUAAUUUUGAAAAUGUGUCUCAGACAUUUGAUGAUCUUCCAGCAAGAUUUGGUUAUAGACUUCCAGCUGAAGGUUUAAAGGGUUUUUUGAUUAACUCAAAACCAGAGAAUGCCUGUGAACCCAUAGUGCCUCCACCUCUAAAAGACAAUUCAUCUGGCACUUUCAUCGUGUUAAUUAGAAGACUUGAUUGUAAUUUUGAUAUAAAGGUUUUAAAUGCACAGAGAGCAGGAUACAAAGCAGCCAUAGUUCACAACGUUGAUUCUGAUGAGCUCAUUAGCAUGGGAUCCAACGACAUCGGUGUGCUAAAGAAAAUUGAUAUACCAUCUGUCUUUAUUGGUGAAUCAUCAGCUAAUUCCCUGAAAGAUGAAUUUACAUAUGAAAGAGGGGGCCACAUUAUCUUAGUUCCAGAAUUUAGUCUUCCUCUGGAAUACUACCUAAUUCCCUUCCUUAUCAUAGUGGGCAUCUGUCUCAUCUUGAUUGUCAUUUUCAUGAUCACAAAAUUUUUCCAGGAUAGACAUAGAGCUAGAAGAAACAGACUUCAUAAAGAUCAACUUAAGAAACUCCCUAUACAUAAAUUCAAAAAAGGAGAUGAAUAUGAUGUAUGUGCCAUUUGUUUGGAUGAAUAUGAAGAUGGAGAUAAGCUCAGAAUCCUUCCCUGUUCCCAUGCUUAUCAUUGCAAGUGUGUAGACCCUUGGCUAACUAAAACAAAAAAAACCUGUCCAGUCUGCAAGCAAAAAGUUGUUUCUUCUGAAGGUGAUUCAGACUCUGACACAGACAGCAGUCAAGAAGAAAACGAGGUGUCAGAGCAUACCCCUUUACUCAGACCUUUGGCUUCUGUCAGCACUCAGUCAUUUGGGGCUCUGUCGGAAUCCCGCUCACAUCAAAACAUAACAGAAUCUUCAGACUAUGAGGAAGAUGACAAUGAAGAUACUGAUAGUAGUGAUGCAGAAAAUGAAAUUAACGAACAUAGUGUUGUGGUUCAGCUGCAGUCUAAUGAACGGGAUUACAACAUAGCAAAUACAGUUUGACCCAAUCAGAGGAUGAUUGGUUAUUUCCCUUUGAAAUUUUAUUUAGGUAUAUAAUUUGAUUUUUUUGCUCCCUUCACAGAUUUCUGUAGAAAUAACUAAUUUUUUAGUAUUCUACAGUUUAAUCUUACUGAAAGUUGUUGUUUUUUUUUAAAUGUAGUAUUUAUCUGCAGGAGUAUACUUCAUUUUACUAACAAGUAACAGCAGACUGGUACUGUAACUCAAGCAUCAAAUCAACUUGUAUUUUGGAAUGAAAUAUAACCAAAACAU